Messenger RNA from Closterium sp. NIES-65, 450 nucleotides. The record is from the annotation of a GenBank genome assembly. Lineage: Eukaryota; Viridiplantae; Streptophyta; Zygnematophyceae; Desmidiales; Closteriaceae.
AUGGGGUGCGCAGCGUCGCACGCGAGAGGUUCUGAAACGCCACCGCCACCGCAGCUGGGAUCGUCGCGAUCAGGUGACGCGUGCUGGAGGCUCGCUGCCGUAGCAGACCCGCGGUCGCCGUACCGGGUGCGCAAGUCCGCGGAGGCGGGCGGCGGAGUGUGCGAGUACAGCUACCAGGAGGUGCACGCCGCCACGGGCGGGUUCCAGCACGAGGUGGGGCGCGGCGGGUUCGGCGUGGUGUACCACGGGUACCUCGCGGAGCCGCACGGCGGGCAGGGCGCGGGCGUGUGGGCCGUGGCCGUGAAGCUGAUGAGCGGCGAGCACAUCGCCAACGGCAUCGACAGCUUCAUGGUGCGCCACGUGGGAAGGGGAGGGAGGGGGUGGAUGAAGGAGGAGGGGGAAGAAUGGUGGAAACGGGUGAGGGUAAUCGUGGGGAACAAGGGGGGCUGA